Molecule: messenger RNA, 2090 nt
Organism: Biomphalaria glabrata
Lineage: Eukaryota; Metazoa; Mollusca; Gastropoda; Planorbidae
Product: suppressor of fused homolog
Exons: 12
Coding region: 31-1452 (473 amino acids)
Cellular component (GO): cytoplasm; nucleus
Molecular function (GO): transcription factor binding
Source: RefSeq, a predicted model, not a curated record
UAGGACACAAUAGCCACUAAAACUUCCAAAAUGGACGACAGAGAAAGAGUUUCGGGUGUUUAUACUCCUGGAAAUAUACCAAUUACUCCUCCUGGAUUAGAAGCUAUUUAUUCUGCGUGCAGAAGACUUUACCCCGAUCAACCAAAUCCAUUACAAGUUACUGCUUUAGUGAAAUACUGGUUGGGCGGACCAGACCCCCUGGAUUACAUAAGCAUGUACGCUAACCCUGGAGAUCCUGAUCGUAAUAUUCCACCACACUGGCAUUACAUUAGCUUUGGACUUUCAGAUCUUCAUGGUGACUGCAGAGUCUAUGAACUUGGAGUCUCAGAUGGCCCAAGUGGCUUUGGCUUUGAAUUAACAUUCAGAUUGAAAAGGGAGCCCGGUGAAGCGAAUCCACCUACGUGGCCCGCAGCAUUAAUGCAAGCACUUGCUAGAUAUGUCUUUCAGUCUGAAAAUGUGCUAUGUAGUGGGGACCAUGUUUCAUGGCAUACACCCUUGGACGGCAGUGAAUCACGAAUACAGCACAUGUUAAUGACAGAAGAUGCACAAAUGCAGCCUAUCUCUUCAAUUUUGGGCGUUGUCAACUUUAUACAGAUAGUUGGUGUGUGUGGUGAGGAACUCAAAGCAGCGCAACACUGGAAUGGUCCAGGUAUUAUAGAGCUCCUCAGAUCUAAACCAGCAGCUGGAGGUGCAUGGCUAGUCACAGACAUGAGAAGAGGGGAAACUAUUUUUGAGCUAGACCCACAUUUGAAGGAAAGAUUAGACCAGGGCAUUGAACAAGAAGGGUCCAAUCUGAGCGGAGUUAGUGCUUGGUGUUCGUGGGAUGAACCUGGAGAAAACCACAGCUCCGACAGUGAGGACGAUAAAGAAAACAAAAAAGACAGAUAUGAGGAUGAACUAGAAAGGGAAGAAGCACGCAGGAGUGGGAAUGAAUCAGACAGGAGGGCAAUCAGUCAUUAUGAUCAAGAACAAAUCAAAGCAACCUUGAAAAAAGGUCUUAGCAGCACACAUCUUAAUGUUAAAGAUGACUCCCAGUCCCAGUCGAGGAAAGAGUCCUUUGACAGCACAGUCAGUUCUGAAGGUCCAACCGAGUUGAUUAGAACACGCUCACUGGAUUCAGUGCAUCUUAAGUUCAAUUUGGAAGCUGGUUCACUUCUACCUCUAGCUCUUAGGGGGCGCUUAAAACAUGGUCGGCAUUUCACCUUCAAAGGCAUAAUGAACGACAUUGCAAUUACUCUAGUCUCUUCAUCUGUCGUUGGUUCUAUAACAGAUGAUGAACAUCCAUUUGCAGCACAUGGCACAUGGUUACAGGUGUUGAUUCAAGAAGAUGCUAUUGAUGAGAUGAUUGAUGACCUCGAUGAAUUGUCCAAUCCUGAUGAGAUAUUAUGCCCCAAGACUUACAGUUGGCCAGAGAAAAAGUUGUGCAUAACAAUCUUACCAGACGAAAGCUAGUGAUUUACGUUCUCUUAGAAUUAACUUCUUUUACAUUUCAAGACAUCAAGUUUUUUUUUUUCUUUUACUAGCGGAAGUAUAAAACUAAGAUCUGUCAGACAUUGUGUUCAUUUGACUGUUGCCUCUUAGUUUACUGUUCUUCUCUUGGACUUAAUGUUUGGGAGGAAGGGAGGGCGGUAGUAAGGUGACGAAAAAUAAAAGUUUUUAUAAUUGAAGUAUAAAUCUGUAUAUUGAAAAGUAGCUUUUGAAAAAAAAAAAAAUAGAUCUAUUAGCAGUAAGUUUAUGAUUGUUUUUGAUUCUGUAAAUAUUUUUCAAUGCUGUGACACAUUCUAUUAUUAUAGAAUUAAAAAAAAAUGUUAUUUGGUUACAAUAAUAACCAUUAGCACUUCAAUAUUAUUUAUGGUAUCUCUCUCUAGACCGCUUUUUUUUUUUUUGUGGUGCACAUGAUUUGUGCAUGGCAUAGACCGACAUAUCAAAAUAAUGUCUAUAAGUGAAAUGAUUAAUUACUGAUCUUACCAUGUUUAUGUUGAGUCUGUACCUUUAAUUUAUUCACCUGAAAUCAUUUGUCGUUUGUUGUGUCACUUUGUUGUAUGUAAAACUGGGCAUUUAAUUUAUUUGGGGUGUGAAUGUGGAGAGAU